AGGAGGGGUGAGGUUGAGCCGGGAUUAGCAAGAGUAGGGAGGGAGGCUCCUAGACCUGCAGAGAAAGGGGCGCGGAUAGGUGAAGGCACCAUGCCUCUGCAGAACGAAACCCUCCGAGAGGUGUGGGCCUCUGACAGUGGGCAUGAAGAAGAAAGCCUGAGCCCGGAGGCCCAGCGGCGCCCGAAGCAGCGACCCGCCCCGGCACAGAGGCUAAGGAAGAAGAGGACAGAGGGCCCCGAAUCCCCCUGCCCCACGGGAUCCAAGCCCCGGAAGCCCGGAGCUGGGCGAAGGGGGAGGCCGCGGGAGGAGCCUUCCCCAGACCCAGCCGAAGCCCGGGCGCCGCAGACGGUCUACGCCAGGUUCCUCAGGGACCCCGAGGCCAAGAAGCGAGACCCCCGGGAAACCUUUCUGGUAGCCCGUGCCCCAGACGCGGAGGAUGAGGAGGAGGAGGAGGAGGAGGAAGAGGAUGAGGAUGAUGAGGAAAAGGAGGCAGAGGAAAAGAAAAAGAAAAUCCUUCUGCCUCCCAAGAAGCCUCUGAAAGAGAAGAGCUCCGCAGACCUGAAGGAGAGGAGGGCCAAGGCCCAGGGCCUAAGGGGAGACCUGGAAAGCCCUGACCCCACACCGAAACCUCUGCGCACCAGGAAUAAAGAAGCCCCAGCAGGGGAGGGGACCAAGAUAAGAAAGGCCAAGAAGAAAGGGUCCGGGGAGGCAGACAAGGACCCCUCAGGGAGCCCAGCCAGUGCCAGAAAGAGCCCAGCAGCCCUGUUUCUGGUUGGGGAAGGCAGUCCUGCCAAGAAAGCUCUGAAGAAGAAAGGCACUCCCAAAGGCGAGAGAAAGGAGGAAGAAGAGGAGGACAAGGCAGCUACCGUGACAAAGAACAGCAAUCAAAAGGGCAAAGCCAAAGGAAAAGGCAAAAAGAAGGAGGAGAGGGCACCGUCUCCCCCCGUGGAAGUAGACGAUCCCCAGGAGUUUGUGCUCCAGCCUGCCCCCCAGGGCCGCACGGUGCGCUGCCGGCUGACCCGGGACAAGAAGGGCAUGGAUCGAGGCAUGUAUCCCUCCUACUUCCUGCACCUGGACACGGAGAAGAAGGUGUUCCUUUUGGCUGGCAGGAAACGAAAACGAAGCAAGACAGCCAAUUACCUCAUCUCCAGCGACCCUACCAACCUGUCCAGAGGCGGGGAGAAUUUCAUCGGGAAGCUGAGGUCCAAUCUCCUGGGGAACCGCUUCACUGUCUUUGACAAUGGGCAGAACCCACAGCGUGGGUACGGCACUAACGUGGCGAGCCUUCGGCAGGAGCUGGCAGCUGUGAUCUAUGAAACCAAUGUGCUGGGCUUCCGAGGCCCCAGGCGCAUGACAGUCAUCAUUCCUGGCAUGAGUGCGGAGAACGAGAGGGUCCCCAUCCGGCCCCGAAAUGCUAGCGACGGCCUGCUGGUGCGCUGGCAGAACAAGACACUGGAGAGCCUCAUCGAACUGCACAACAAGCCACCUGUCUGGAACGACGACAGCGGAUCCUACACCCUCAACUUCCAAGGCCGGGUCACCCAGGCCUCAGUCAAGAACUUCCAGAUUGUCCACGCUGAUGACCCUGACUAUAUCGUGCUGCAGUUCGGCCGCGUGGCGGAGGACGCCUUCACCCUAGACUACCGGUAUCCGCUGUGCGCCCUGCAGGCCUUCGCCAUCGCCCUCUCCAGUUUCGACGGGAAGCUGGCCUGCGAGUGACCCCAGCAGCCCCUCAGCGCCCCCAGAGCCCGUCUGCGUGGGGAAAGGAUUCAGUGGAGGCUUGCAGGGUCCCUCCAGCGAAGCCCCCACGGAAGACUGCUCCUGUGUCGGGGCUGACCCGUCACUGCCUCUCAGUGACCUCCGUCCGCUCCCCAGCCUGGCACUGGCCGAGACCGGAGGAGCCCGGACGGACGGCGAGUAGGACGGAGAUGAAGAACAUCUGGAGCUGGAGCCGCACAUCUGGUCUCGGAGCUCGCCUGCGCUGCGGCGCCCCCCUCCUCCCGCGCCCAGUCACUUCCUGUCCGGGAGCAGUAGUCAGUGUUGUUUUAACCUCCCCUCUCCCCGGGACCGCGCUAGGGCUCCGAGGAGCUGGGGCAGGCUAGGAGGAGGGGGUAGGUGAUGGGGGACGAGGGCCAGGCACCCCAAUAAAGCCGCGUCCUUGGCCAA
Callithrix jacchus (white-tufted-ear marmoset) is the source of this 2166-nucleotide messenger RNA. RefSeq names its product TUB like protein 1 (gene TULP1). Lineage: Eukaryota; Metazoa; Chordata; Mammalia; Primates; Cebidae. Gene Ontology annotation, biological process: protein localization to cilium. The record is from RefSeq and is a predicted model, not a curated record. Gene Ontology annotation, molecular function: actin filament binding. Gene Ontology annotation, cellular component: cilium.